CUCGUGAAGCCGUCCACUAUAAAUUAGGCCGGUGAGCGUGAGGUGAUCAUAACCUGCACAAGAGCACACAGGGUUACAUCUAAAGAUCAAGAAGACUCAGACAUGAAGCCAUACAGCAUCGCAGCCAUCGGCGUUCUCCUCUUCGCCUUCUGCUCAGUGACCGUCAGCCAGAAUGGUCACAUGCCUGAGAGGUGUUGUUUCAAGGAGAACUACCUCACUUCAGCGCUCCCUCAACGCAGAGCUAUGAGGUUUGAGACCACAAGCCCUUCAUGCACCGACCCCGGCAUCAUAUUCCACACAGUUGCACAGAAGCAAAUCUGUGCUAAUCCAUCUGAUAAGUGGGUGAAGAGACUGAUGAAAUUUCUGCAGAAACAACUGAAGAGCGCUGCCACAGAGUCUGGCUCUGGGGACAGCACUGACCCCUAAAGGCUCGUCUAUAAGCUAACAGAGUGGACACCGUUCUCAAACUCUUCUGUUUUAUUGGACUCUUCCGUAGUUGCUUUGCAACCAGUCAUACUUGUGCAAAUUGCUUGUAUAUUUUAACAUACAUUGUUGGUCAAUAUACACAACCUUUCUGACUUUGUUUAUCAUUUUAUAUAUAUUUUAUAUAUUUUAUUAAAUAUAUUUUUUAUCAUUUUC
Pygocentrus nattereri (red-bellied piranha) is the source of this 639-nucleotide messenger RNA. RefSeq names its product C-C motif chemokine 18-like. Lineage: Eukaryota; Metazoa; Chordata; Actinopteri; Characiformes; Serrasalmidae. Gene Ontology annotation, biological process: positive regulation of ERK1 and ERK2 cascade; cellular response to tumor necrosis factor; lymphocyte chemotaxis. Gene Ontology annotation, molecular function: CCR chemokine receptor binding; chemokine activity. Gene Ontology annotation, cellular component: extracellular region. The record is from RefSeq and is a predicted model, not a curated record. Bases 103 to 426 code for a protein of 107 amino acids. The transcript has 3 exons.